This is a messenger RNA of Pelobates cultripes (western spadefoot toad), 18955 nucleotides long. NCBI's taxonomy places the organism in Eukaryota, Metazoa, Chordata, Amphibia, Anura, Pelobatidae. The record is from the annotation of a GenBank genome assembly.
GCCUUUAGAGUCUGCUUUCCUUCCUGUUGCCUGGUCACACUCGUCUGAGAAAUCAAAUAAACGAGGUUCUAGAUUUGGAAUUAAUUAAGCAAGAAGCGGAGAAUGGAGCUUUAAACAUCCCUAGGUUAGCUGAAUUUACCAUCGGGAUGAUGGGUACAUUAUGUGCUCCAGCUCGGGAUGAGGAGGUCAGGAAACUUAAAGACAUCAAAGAUGCCAUCCCUUUGUUCAGGUAUUAACCGUUGUCGUCUAAAAUAAUAAAAUAAUUUCACAAGGGAUCUAAUACUUUUGGCAUGUAAUUUCUGUAAGGUAUGUUUAUUUAUUUUUUUUUAAUACUUUGGCCAUGAUUGUAAUAGUUGGAUAAGCUUUGGUCAACGUAGUAAAAUAUAAAAAAUAUAUAUAUAAAAAAUAUCAAUAUAUAAAAAAUAUCAAAUUAUUACAAAAACAAACAUCCCUGAUAAAUCGUGGCCUUUUUUCUCUAAUAUAAAAAUGUGUAUAUUACUGGAUUUCUCCAUUACCACGGACCGUACCUGUCCACUAAGGUUGAGGAGUGCUAGGCUCUUUCUAUUUAAAUAUAAUGAAAUCAUAAACUGUAACAAAAUAACUUUAAUAUAUGUCAAAGAGAAUGUUCGAUAGAAAGACAAAAAUGGAACAAUAUGAGUGGUUAAAGUGGGAGAGAACACCGGUAGUUUAAAAAUCUUGUUAUAGGAGAAAAAAUUUGCCUCAUGAAUUGUAGAAUUCCAGUUAUUAUUUCAUCACCCCUCUAGAAUACAUGUUCCAAACUUCCUUACUUAAUACUUAGUAACACUAGGAAAAUGAUUGAUUGAAAAGCCAAUUUAUCUUAUGGUUAUAACCAUAAAUGACCACCAGAGGGAGCUCUUUGAGGCUUUCUCAGGCUUUUGUGAUAACGAUAUGUAUUGAAUUACCAGGCCUAUUACAAUUUAAUUAGCUACUCCUGUAAUAAUAUGUCACUCUUGGAUGUGACAAUUAUUUCUUUGGUUUAUUAUACUCUGCGACACAAUUUUGCGACUAUAGCAUCUCUUUAUAUUAGUCCAUCGAUUAACUCCAUAUUUCUCUAGUCUUGAAUGCCUAAAUGUAUUUGUAUUGCAUUAAUUGGAAAUGUAAAUGUUUUGUAAUUUGUGUUAGAUUUCAAACAUUGGUAAUCUUGGAUUUUUAUACAGCCUAGACCUGCCUUUCAAUGAAACGUGGCAUAAGAUUAAUUUGCUUGAUGUAAGUCAUACAUAUUGUUUUAAUCCUUACGGACAUGAUGAGUUAAUGAAUGAUGGCUUUUUCUGUUGUUUAGGGCAAUAUUUUCAGUUUUGGACCUGAUGAAACUCGACAUGGCAAACUUUGCCAUAAGCAGUAUUCGGCCACAUUUGAUGCAACAAUCCGUGGACUAUGAGCAGAAAAAGUUCCAGGAAUUCUUUGAUAAAAAUACAAGUAAAAAUACAAUUUCUAUAUUUGAGAAAUAUAUAUAUAUAUAUAUAUAUAUAUAUAUAUAUAUAUAUAUAUAUAUAUAUAUAUUACAUCUUUUAUUUUAUUUUAGUGAUUGUUUUCAUGAUUUGUUAAAUGGAAAGUAUGUAUUAAUAUAUGUAAGCCAUUACCAAUAUUAAUGCUGCAAAAUGAUUCAACAAGGGCCAGAUUGUAAGUAAACAGUGAGGCAUUGAUUCUGUAAUUGAUAUGAAAACUCUUAUUUUAUGAAAGGAACAAAUUGUGGAUUUCUUGUCUGCAGCCUUUGCAAGCCCUCCCCUUCUAACCCCUCCCAGACUUUCUGUGGCUGUCCAAUCACAGACUUCCCAAUGCAGCUCAAUGAGAAGCCUGGGCAAUUGCUGCCUCUUCAGUUUAGUGCAAAUAAGCUAACCAAACCAGGAAGUAACGUUUCCUGUUGUCUGCUUGAAAAGCCAGAGGGGUGUAGCCAAUAUAAUUUAUAAAAGUGUCCAUUUCUAUUGAAACCUGCACUUUUCCAGAAAAUGAAAAAAAUAUGACACUCUUCACACAUAGUGUUUCAGCAAGCUAAAGUGCUUUAGGGGUCUGGAGUCUCCCUUUAAGUUCAACAUAUUGUUUUCACAUAUUACACCAACAUGCAAACAAGUGAUUCUUGCCACAAAGGACAAGCUUAAUGGAUGAUCACUUUAAAUAUUUUCUUAUUAAAGGAACAUGACACACAACUGAUUAUUUUCUAAGCUUUAUUAAAUCACUGAUCUAUAGAGAGUGCGUGCAUUUCUUUUUAGUUGAACUACAAUUCUCAUGAGCUAUAAAAAAAGUAUUUUAUCAAUAGUUCAAAUAUAACAUGAAUUUAUCUAAAUCUCUUUAGUUUAGAAAAACAGCCUCAGAGGGAAUAUGAUGGAAUUAUGCAAAUUAUAUUCGGGGCCAAUACAAACUGUUGUGUGGAAAUCUGUUCAUAAACAGGACUUUACAUAGGACACAUGGUCAUGCAUUUAGACUGGAAGAAAGGACAUUUAGUCUAAGGCAAAGGAUACGUUGUUUUUUCAGUAAGAACAAUACAGAUAUGGAAUUCUCUGCCUGAAGAGUUGGUUUUAUCUGUAUAGAUGUUUAAACAGCAAAUGGAUGCAUAAUUGCAAAAACAUGAUAUUCAGGGAUAUAAUUUUUAAACUGUAGGGUAAUAGCUUCUUGAUCCAAGGAGAGAUCUGACUGCCAUUCUGGGGCCAAGAUGGAAUUUACCCCCAGUUUGUUGCAAAAUUGUAAAUGCUUCAAACUUUUUUUUUUUGCCUUCUGUUGGAUCAACGGCAAAAGCAGACAUGAGGAAGGCUGAACCUGAUGGACGCAUGUCUCUUUUCAGCUAUGUAACUAUGUGAUUUAUUUCUUGUGUAAUUUUUUGCUGAUAAAAAGAAAUGUUCUCUCCUGCUGUAGGUUCUCUGGAAUUUGUUAGUCAGUGGCUACAAGAAGCAGCUGAUGACCUGAUGGCUUUGCACGCAGUGGAGACUACCAAUAUUGCUGCCGAAGCGACAACUGGAUCAAUAUCUCUAGUCUCGGUUCUGAAUCAUGCCUACAUGAAACUGCUUGCAUGGAACCACCUGCAAAAGCCAUUCCCAGAGGUAAGGAUGUUUAAAUUGCAAAAUGAAUCACUGCUUGUUUUAUGUGCAUGUGUGUAAUUGAUGGUGGCGAUAAGGGACUGACAAAUGAAAUAGUUACGAACUGCCUUACCUAACAGGUGUUUCGAUAACAUAACAGAGUGUAAUAUGGUACAAUGCUACAUACAUCGACUGCUGUUCUAAUCCUGCAUCCAUGCUUGAUGUUCAUUAACUUGGAUUAAGCUGAUUCUGCAUCUGGUUAAUUAUAUUCACAAACCUGGGUUCAAGCUGAUCGUGAGAAAUAAAUUUUGGGGCCCCUGACACAGUUCAAAGUGUGGGCCCCCCCGAGGGCCCAUUCUGAGUCCACCCACAAGGAUGGCCUGUGUGGUGUGUAAAAUGAAUACAGAUUGCACAUUUGUAUUUUUGUGUGUAGUUUUGUGUGUUUUAGAUAAAGUGUGUGUUUGUGUUGUGGUUUUAGUGUGUGUAUGGUGGAUGCAGUGUGUGUUUGUGUUGUGGUUUUAGUGUGUGUAUGGUGGAUGCAGUGUGUGUUUGUGUUGUGGUUUUAGUGUGUGUAUGGUGGAUGCAGUGUGUGUUUGUGUUGUGGUUUUAGUGUGUGUAUGCAGUGUGUGUGGAUGCAGUGUGUGUUGUGGUUUUAGUGUGUGUAAAUGUGGGGGCUGUAUGUAAAAUAGGGGGCUGCAUUGAGGGGGUAGGGGGUGGGAGGGGAGCCUUUUUGGUGGUAUUUUAUUUCCCCCUCCUUGCUUCUUACCUGACCAGUGAGCGGGGAGAUCGCAUCCCUGGUGGUCUGGUGGAGGGUGCCAGCCACUUUAGAAUGUAGACGGGGACCAGCCAGCACAUCUUAACUUUCCAUCACCUCCUGCCUGUAACUCUCGCAAACUGUGCCGGUUUGCCGCGCGGAGCGUUGCCAUGGUAACCCGUGGCAACGCUCUGCCGGCCGCGGAGCUCGUGAGACUUACAGGCAGGAGCAGCUGGAGAGUUAAGAUGUGCUGGCUGGUCCCAGUCUACAUUCUACAGGUAGCCGGGGCCCGCAGGUGAACAUAUAGAUAGCGAUAAUCGCUAUCUAUCUGUGCACAAAUGGAACGUGGGGCCCAGGACUCCCAGAGCAGUCCGGGCCCCCCAGGACCACCGGGCCCAUGACAACUUUCUGAAGUGGACACAUAGUCUGUGAGUGCCAUGCACACAACGGCACUCGUCCUCGGCUAUCCCCUACAGUCCUGGGGUCUGGCCGACUUUCUCUACUCCCUGUACCUCCCACUUCCACUGGGAAGCGAGACUGGUUCACUGCUGCUGAGGAGAGAAGGAUCCCACCGCUGCCACCAGAUAUGGCGGUAUACCCUCUCGAGGAUGGGUUACAACCGCCUGUGGUUGCCCCUUCCCAGUUGUGCCCAGCCCUAGAGUGAUUAGAGCUGCUCGCCUGUGAUUAUAGUCGCUUGCAGGAGGGCAAUCAUGGUAUCACCCAAACACUAGUCAAGACUUAGUGAAGGGUGAAAUAGAACUGUUUAUUGCAGGCAAGAUACACAGUAGUUAUGCACAGACCCCCCCAGGGGUUCUCCAUUGACAGCAGUAAAAAUCAUAAGCCCACCCUGGCGUUGCUGUGUCUGGGAGAUAAUUAGCCAAACACACAAAAAACAAAAUACACACCAUACAGUAACUCUUCCACGAAUAGCUCCUGGUCCCAGCUAUGAUCCCUGCAAAUAGCGGAGCAAUUGGAUGUACAGAACCCAAGAAAUCGUCAUAUAAAGUCUGGGCUUGAGGCUCUGUACAUGCCCAAAAACAGUUACAGAGAAUUACUUGGUUUAGGCCUGUAGAUUCAAACUUCAUGCCUAAACCACGCAAAACUAUUUGCACCAAUCGGUGCUCAUGGAAGGGGGGAUGUUUUGCUGGCCAAUCAGGAGAAAGGGCGCAAAACCAGUUUAAAUGGCAACCCUUCUCCUAUUGGCCGGCACGGACUUCCAGGCGGCCAAUGGUACUCUGCGACUCACCGUUACAUGUAGGUAGCACGGGAGAGAGCACUUGUGGCGGUAUUCAGUGACUGAAAGGCCGAACAGGAUUGGGGACAACCCUGUCUAGUGCCAUUAUAUAUUCUGAAGGGAGCUGUAUCCGAUCCCAGGAGUUGAAUCUGUGCCUGAUUAGAGUACAAAGCUCCGACUGUUUUUUUUUUUGUUUGUUUGUUUUUUAUCCAGGGUUUGGGAAGCCCUUGUGUUUGAGGAGAUCAAACAGAUCUGGCCAUGCCACCCUAUCAAAUGCCUUCUCUGCAUCCAGAGACCGGAGCAGAGAAGGAAUUUUUCCGAUCUCAGCAUACCAUGCCAGUUCAACUACUCUGUGUGUGUUUUUGUAUAGUUGUCUACAUGGCAUAAAUCUCACUUGAUCAGGAUGCAUCAAUCUUAGAACCACUAAGGAGAAGCCUUCAGCAAGAAUCUUGGCUAAAAUCUUGGUAUCUACAUUUAUUAAUGAAAUGGGUCUAUUAUUGGAUGACUGAGUUCACCAAGGGGAACUAAAUCCUGGACUUAUUUUAUGCCAGAAAAGCUUAGGGACGUCAAUCCCACCUAGGUCUUAAAUGGCCAUAGGUUUGUAUGAUGAAUCUGACAAAAUUGCAGCUUAGGAAAAGAGGGUACCUAAGCUUGGAGAACUCAGGGGAGGGAUAGAUGUCUGAAGAAUUAGGAAGGCAGCCUGGCUCACUAGUAUUAAUCCCCAAGGUUCCUCCGUGGAAUGCGCCUAUACCCCCAGCUGGGUGAGACCCAUCUAAAGCCCCCUAGUAAAGAUCCAUGGAAGGUCCAAGGAGAUAGCCCUUCAUCUAACCGACAGCCGAGUAAGAUGGUAGCAUAUAAACCGUGCAGUAUACUAAUGAACAGAAUGCAACAGUCGAAUAGCAUUGUAAAUAUGACAUGUGCGCCAUAGGAUGAGUAAAAAUAAUGGAAAGAGUAUAAUAAAGCAACAAAAAUAUUAAGUAAGAAUAGUUGUUUUUGGUUUUUUCCUUUUGUAUUCGUUCAUUACUUCUCUCUCUCUCUCGGCUGUAUUUGUGAAAUUUCCUUCUGAUGUUGUACAAUAUGAAAGGUAUAAAGGUCUAAUCGAAAGCUCAGAAUGUAGUAAAAUUAUUCUCCCAUCUCAAGGCACCAUACCGUAACCCAACGUAGCUCAGCCGUAAUCCCCUUCCCAACCCUAUUGCUCCACAGGGCAGAAAGGGGGAUGACAAAGGCAGACCAAUACACCUCUUCCCCUGUAAUAAACCAAUAUCAGGCCACUAACAUUAAACAGUGGAAAUGGGAAAUCAUUAGUUAGGAGAGAACAUUAAACAGUCAAUAUCACCCAUGUUCCUAUAGCAGGAUACAAUGUAUAUUGUGAAAAUCUGCUGAUCAGAAACUCUUCAUUAGAUGAACAAGAGACCUGAUGCAAAAUCCCAACAAAAAAUAGAUGUGUAACUCUCCUUCUGGGCACAAACAUAUAUCCAUUUGGUAAGACCCUAUAGAGUCACAACAAAACAAGAGUAGUAAGUGUAUAUAUAACACAUUGCUGGAACUUCACUUCCAAUGGAAAAAAACAAAACAACGGUAGGCCCUAAAAGCCCUCUCGGUACAAAGCACUGCCCCCAUAAAAUUGCUUGGAGACUCUUCAAGGGUGAGAACAAACGGUAGAGACGUUUUUCAUCAGUCAAGGGGCUCCUACCUCGUACCAUUCCCUGGGCAAUGAGACCUAGGGAUCCUAAUGUAGAAAUAGGGAUGCUAUCCUCUCUGGCAUCUCCAGGCCAAGAGACUGAUAAAAUCUCACCAUGUCUGUGGUGGGAUUAAGAACGUUGGUACGGCCGUUCCUGAAGGCCAGUAACUUGAAUGGGUGACCCCAUGCAAAAAGGUUUUCUUUUAAUCAUUAUUGAUCCUAAGUUGGUUUUUGUUGUGUUUUUGCAGACUUUGUUAAUGGACCAAAGUCGUUUCCAGGAAAUGCAGCAGGAGCUGGUUCAGCUAACCCGCCAAGCAACCUUGCUAUUGAUAAUUCAUAACUCUGCAGGUCCUGCUUUGUUUGGGCUUCCUGGGUUUAUAGAGCGAAUGAAGUCAAUCAUCAGAGUCUUACUAGAGGGAGUGGACGCACCGUAAGUAAACUCAACACAAAUGUUUCCAUGCUGCAACUGUAUGAAAAUAUAAUAAAGGAAAGCAACAAGAUAUUUUGCGCCCUGCCCAAGUUUCUAUUCAUUCUUUAACUAGAAUAAAAAAUUAUGCUUUUCUGAUGUCUCCAAUUUAAAGGUUUGGGAGUGUAAUGGUACUUACCCAGUCCUUGUACCUGGGUAAGUACUGUAUGAUCGGGUGCACGGUCCAUACAGUAUUGAGAAUGCUGCUCGCGUCAUGAGCACGUUCUCACUGUCGGCUCCCAUUGGCCCACGUCAUUCUGGCAGCCCCCUUCACACGUAUUUUAGGGUCUCAGGCAUGACGUGGACCAAUCAAAUGAAACCCUAUAGUAGUUAAACUUAACUGGCCCUAUAUACUGUGCCCCAUUGUGAUUUCUGUUUCCGGUACCUUUUAGUGCGUUCACAGAAGUAUUGCAUUCUGGUAUUGACCUUGGUUUUGUUCCUGACUCUGAGUUUAUCAGUUUUUUUUUUAAAUUCUUCAUUUUGGUCGUGCAGAUAUUGAACAAGUAGAUUUGCACUGCCACAACAGCUGGUGCAAACAGAUUUGUACUCACAUGGUAACAGUCGUAGUGCAUCAAAAACAUUGCACUUUUUCUUUUUUUAUAUAUAUAUAUAUGAAUAAACAGGAUUAUAUCAUAAGCUUAGUAAAAACAAAGGGAAACAUCGGCCUGGCUCACAGAUUGCCAUCACAAUUUUAGUUAAAGUAGGAAUAAUGGUCAGGCUCAAAGCAUCACAUUUUGAAAUUGAACUGGCUUAGUACCUGACCGCACAUGCUUUUAUGAUCAAUAUAGUAAAAAAAGUCUCAUCAUGCAUGUUUAAAACUAAAUAGGAGAUAGUUGUAGAGGAGUUAACUAACACCCCGUGUAACACCCCGGCCAACUCCACAACUAAAAGCUAAGCUAAUGUCCAGAACAUGAGAAAACAUAGGUUGAGGAACAUAAAAACAAAUUCAAACAAUGCUCUCAAGUAAAGUGGAAGGAGAUAAGCAACAAUAAAAGCCAAGUUUGUACUCGGUCAAAAUAAAUCUCCACCAGACGCCAUCUUGGCUAAAUAUUACGCAGAGAUUACGCAGAAUAUUCAGCACACUACUCGGCCUAUGCCUGCCAUGGGCAGGGCACAGGCACUCAGCAUGGUGCAGUUCAGCAAGCAUGGUAACAUAGGUGGGCGUUGGUGUUGUAUUCGGACGGUAGGGAAGUUCCCUUGCUGUCUCUUGCUUUCCCCUCCUCGUCCCCUCCAGACCUUCCUCUGUCGGCGCGCUGAAACCACGGGCCGGUUCUGGGGCUGUCGGCACAUAUUCUCAGGUGAGUGAGCUUGUGGCAUUUGUGGAGCAGACAUUUGUUGCCUGAGUCUCCGCUUCCUCCAGAACUCUUCAAAUAUAAUUCAAAGUUUGGACAGAGCCCUGGACAUUGCGACAUGGUAAUGAAGAGGGCACACAGCAUUCACCAUUUUAAACGUACUGCUGGUGAUGGCUUUGCUGAUUGUGACAUUACCGCCCGACCCUGGAGGAUUUGGUGAGCCAUCAGGGUGUGGAUCGGGAUCACCCCCGCCGGUCCAAAGUGGUUCAGGUGGUGCCCGGGUCGGGAGAUCGGCCACAUCUGCCUCCCACAGCACUCGCAAGGCCUCUCUCCUAGCGGCUAAAAAUUCCAUCAGGACAGCUUGAAAUGACCGCUGGAAGCACCCCCAACCGGUCAGUCAACACAGAGUGUGAAUGUCUCUCAGCCAGCCUCAGUCCAAAAGCAUAGGUAACUGGAUUAAAAUCACAGGAUUGCAGGGAGCUCUCUGAAAGCACAUCCAGUCUCCAUUAGUCCACUAGUCUGUCCUUUGCAAGUUAUAUUGUAGAGGCUUCAAAGAUGAGUACCCAUGACAUAUUCUUGGCCCCUGAUUUUUUUUUUUUUCCCAAAAGAAUCAGUGAAAAAUAUUGUGUGUGUCAGCAGUGGUACGGACACAGAUUCUGCAGUUGACUUGAAUGGAAGUUAUCCUAAUGACCAUGAUGUAAUGCAAUGCAGUUUUCUCUUCCUCCUGUAAUUCACUUACCAGUGGAAACGGAUGCUAAAUCAGAGCCAAGCUGCCGCUUUUAAACCAGAUCAGUUUAACCCCUUAAGGAAACAUGACAUGUGUGACAUGUCAUGAUUCCCUUUUAUUCCAGAAGUUUGGUCCUUAAGGGGUUAAAGUUAUACGUUAAGGGACACUACAGGCACCAAAACAUCUUUAGCUUAAUGGAAUAGUUAUGGUGUAUAGAUCAUGCUCCUGCUGUCUCAUUGCUCUAUUCUUGAGUUAAACCGCUUUUGUUUAGGCCGACCUAGUCAUACCUCUCUGCAUGUGAUUUGCACAGCCUUCCCAAACACUUCCUGUAAAGAGUCAUCUAAUGUUUAAACUUCCUUUAUUGCACAUUCUGUUUAAUAUAGAAUUUCUUAUCUCCUGCUCUGUUGAUAGCCUGCUAGACCACGCAGGAGCCUCCUGUGUGUUAUUUAAGUUCAAUUUACAGAGCAGGAGAUAAAAACUUCUAAUGCAAGUUAACAUCUGAUUGAAAUUGAACCAUUUUAUUUAAUGUAAGCUGUGUCAGUCAUAGCCAGGGGGUGUGUAGCUAGCGCUGCAUAAACCGAAACAAAAGUCAUUCAACUUUUAAAUGGCAGAUAAACGAGCGAGUGAGCCUGCAGGGGCAUAAUCUAUAUACCAAAUUAAAGCUGUUUUGGUGCCUUUAGUGGCCCAUUAAGAUUCCAGAUGUUGGAAAAUAGCACAGGUGCCUUUACUUGAACAUUCUUAUAGGUUUAAUUUGAUAAAGUGUUUCUUAAUGUAGCAAUGUAUGUAUCUCAAGCAUUGUGAAUAUUUGUGGUUACCACUUUUACAAUAAUUUAAAACUUUGAAGAUUUCUAGAAAAGGUAUUCCAUACAAUAGUUUCUCAACCUGUAAUAUUUUUGCCAUGUAGUAUUCUUUGGAAUGGCCAUGGGUUGCUGUAGCUCAUGUUUUAUUUCAAUUCGGAGUAGCCUUCUAGCCACAGUAUUGGGAAUAUAGCCCUUUCUCCAUACACUGGAUGAAACCUUGUGUGGGUAAAACCAGUUCAUCCUAUAUUGGUGAAACAAGCAGGUAAAAAUAGAGGGAACAACAGCAGGGGGUGAUCAACUGAAAAAUAGAACAAUGCCUCCCGGCACCACCAAGUCCGGGUUGCGAAACACUCAUUCAAACAUUGCAGUUUCUCUAGAAUUGCAAUAUUUAACCCCUUAAGGACAGCGGGCGUGCUAUGCCAUCCUUAGGGACCCGGCUCUAAACGCCAGGGGGGGCGGCAUAGCACGUCCCCGCCAUCCUUUCUACUUACCCGGUCGUGGUGUGGGGACUCACCUGGCAGCACAGGGAGUCCCCCUCCAUCCGUUUCCACCCCCCUGGGCCAUGCGAUCGCGAGGUCCUUGCAAGGAUCUCGCGAUCCCAUGGACGGCAGCACUAAGUGCAAAACGGACAGCACCCAGACCACUUCAGUGAGCUGAAGUGGUCUGGGUCCCUACAGUGUCCCUUUAAAGAAAUUGGAAUGAUAUUACUGGAAAAAGUUUCAGCUGGUGUAAUAAGUUAGAAAAGGUUGAUAAACUCUGGUUCUGACCGCUAGGGUUAUAUUUAUUUUUCAAUAUUGUGAGAUGAAAAACCAAUAUAUUCUUUUUCUGUAAUGUGUAUUUGUUAUGAAGCAUUAAUGACCCUUUAAAAAUGUAUUUGUUUAAAAAAAACUCCCAUCUCUUUUAUUUGAGUUAGAUCCAUCAACACCAAGGAAGCUGUGGCUACACUUAGUGAGAAGAUAUGCGCAGAGGUGAACAGUACGCUCAUUCAACAUGGCUUUACUCCUUUUUCAUCUGAUAACUUGGAAUCCUUCAAAGGGCAAAUUCAGACAGCAUUAUCACCUUCUAAUCAGAUCUACCAAUUAAUAGGUAAUAGCAUGAAUGAUUUAGUUUAAAACACUGAAAUAUAAUAUGUGAGAGGAUUGAGCAUCUUAAGUACUUAGCAGAGCACACUUUUUUCUGUUAUGACCUUCUGUAAAUGAGAAAUGGAUAACCAGACAACAGCUUCUCAUGAGCAAUGGCCUCCAGUUCAGUAAUAUUCUUGGGUUUGUGUGCUACAGCCGCCGUCUUCAAAUCCCACCAGAGAUUUUCUAUGGGGUACAAGUCAGGUGACUGUGAUGGCCACUAUAGAAUUUCUUAAGACUUCAAAUUCCACCAAGGCUUGGUUCCAAAGGAAGUAUGCUUGGGGUCAUUGUCUUGUUAAAAGGUCCUAUGAUGCCCAAACUUCAGCUUUCUCACAGACGGCAUGACGGUUUUUCUUAGGAUUUCCUGAUACUUCAAUGAAUCCAGCUGGUCUUCCACACACUUCCAAGGCCAGAAGAUGCAAAGCAGCUCCAGAGCAUCAAUGAGCCACCACCACAAUUAACUGUAGGCAUAGUGUUCUUUUCAGUGUAUGCUUCAUUGUCCUUCCUCCAGACAUACCAUUGGGCUGAAAAGUUACAGUUUUGUUUCAUAGCUCCACAGAACAGAACGCCAGAACUUCUGUGGCUUAUUUAUAUGAUUGUUAAGCAUAUUGGAGUCGACUUUUUUCAUGCUUUUAGGUCAGUAGUGGUGUAUGUCUUGGAGUUCUGGCAUGAAAAUCUUCUGCGUUUAGUGCACUCCUUACUGUGCUCACUGAAACCUCAGUUGCUGUUGCCACCAAGUCUUGCAGUCACUCAAGGGUCUUUCUCAACCUGCUUUCUCAGAAAUUUGGUUGCAGUCAUUGAUAGCUUCUUUUUUUUUUUUCUCAGUCUAUGUAGUGUAACCACAGUCCCUUCAACUUUGAACGUGCCAACUAUGUUUCCGACAAUGUCUCUUGGAACAUUCAGUGUUUUCGCUAUCCUGUUCCUUGUUUGGGAAGGGCGAUGAUCUUUUCUCUUAACUUUGUGGACCAUUCUUUUAACUUGGUCAUGUUUCUAACAUGCAGUUAAACGUGACACUCAACAAACCCCUAGCCAGUUCAGGUAUUUCAAAUGUUCCAGCUCAAGAACACCUGGGGCAACAAAUGAAACCCUUGAUUAGUUGCAUAGCGUGUGCUUGAGACAACACCUGUUUUGCAUAUUUGUGCUGUUGUGAGGGAUUAUAUUCAGGGGGUGAUAUAAUUUUGAGACUGGGGAAGUCAUUAUAAGUUACAUUUUCAGUUGAAUUUGGGGAAACCUCUGGAAGUAUUUAUUGUGUUGAGCUAUUUGAAUUGCUUUUGCUUUAGUUGUUCAUUGCAAACCGCUGAAAGUCUGUACAUUUGUAAAUAAACCUGAUUUUCAAUAGGGCUUGAAUAAUUUUGAUUGCAACUGUAGAUGUUUCCAAGUUUUGUAAACAAAUCAAAGCAGAGUACAAGAAAACAUGUGUAGGUGGGUCUCGGGUCUAGUUUUAGUUCACUAGUUUUACGUCAGAGAGAAUCUGUCAGUUUCUAUCAGACUGAUACCACACAAAAUUGCAGUCCAAAUCCAAAAUGCUGGUAAGAUCCCUCUGCACAAGAUACAUCAACACCAAAUGAUGAUCUCCGCCGUGGUGGAUCUUAUCAUUGAACCGUGGCCAAUAAUUCUCUCUACGCACAGUGAACAGAUAGUCUACAUCUAGUUCACCUUAGGAAGACCAUAGGUUUUUGCAAAGAACAAAAGAAUAUUGAGACAACUGCUGAUGUAUCUUGACAUUUGGUUGGUCCCUGCUCAUAUCUCAGGAAGUAAAAGGUAGUGAUAACAAGGCUAAUGCGUUGAUAUGUAUCUUCUGUUUGUUUUAUUCUGUGUCUAACACUAAUGCUCUCUGUUUUUCUGGUCCUCGUUUGGUAGAAAGUAUCAGCCUUCUCCCCCCAUAUCUGGGCAGCCACUAAUGACAUAUCGUUUAUAUUUUGGUUCCACAGAAUCCAGGAUCCAGAAUUUUUUAUUGAGUUACCUGUCGGCCAGUAACCAGAAAUCUCUUCCUUUGACGCCAGGAGGUCUGGGCACAAUUCAACAAGAAAUUGAAAAAAUAGCGGUGAAAUUUGCACGCCUCGUUAAUUACAACAAGACCGUGUUUAGCCCGUACUAUGAUUCACUCCUGAGCAAGAUACUGAAAAAGUAACAUUUCUAGCCUUGGGGUUUAAAUCUCCAAACCGACUCAUGAAAUGUAUGUAGAUUGCCCACCACAAAAUACUUUUGAGGGGUUUAUUUUCUAAACUGUGUAUUGUGACGUAUUUACAACUGACUUACAAAAUGUUGGUCAAAUAGGAUCGGAUAGUUUUUUUUUUUUUUUUUCAUAUCUGCCUGUUUGAGAGAUCCUGGUUGAAUCUCACUGCUUAGAAAAUAAACCGUAUAGUUUUUGUGAUGCUCUGUGGGCGCCUAACAUGGGACAAAAUGUGUGAAUAUUAAAUCAAUUGUUUUAGUGUAACACCAAAGCUUGUUAACCCUUUGAAUACUGUUUUGGUGAGCUAGUGAUGAUCAUCAAUGUUUGGUCCUCAAAGGGUUAAUAAAAACUGCAUCAGUAUUUACUCUCAAAUUAGAAUUUGUUUUGUUUUUUUAAAAUCAAUUUCUAGAAUAUAAGAUUUUAAAACUAUAUUUUAAAACAUUCAUUUCCCCUAUAGAUUCCUUUAUGAAUGCCACCAAAAGAGGUUUAAUAGAGACUGUGUAAUAUUUAACAAAAAAAACUGCACAUUCCUGUUUAUUUUUAUUAUGAAUAAAUCUGAAACAUUGUAUAGUAUUCUUACAGUUUAAUUUAACCGUAUGAAGACUGGAGACGUGCAUGCAUUAGUGGGUCAUAAAUAAUACCACCACCUAACAAGAUUGCCACUGUUUGUUAAACCAUUUCUGGGUAGUUACUCAAUUACAUAUCAUUGGCCAAGCGUUGUGUACAUUAUAACUCUGCUCCAUCUAAAAAAAAUAAACAUUUUAAUUCUGGUUUUCCCCCCCACAUUUUUGAGAACUCACAAGUGAGAGCACAAAUCAUUUUCUGUUUAAGAUCUCUUAGAAUGUAAAGCUGUGCUUGCUUGUAGUUGGAUGCAAUACAUUUUACUUACUAUUGGCGUAUGUUGUCAGAAUGUGUGCAUGUCAGCCUUUACAUGUUAAUUAGUUAAAAUAAGUAGCCUAAAUGUCAAGAUGCAAAUUAGGGCUCCAGUGGACAAACACAUUCUACUGGUGUGAUCAAACCAAUAAGAAAAAUAACCUAAAUGUUAAGUUAUCAUUACUUAUCAGAAAUGUGGUUAUCAGUGACUCAUUUGCUGUAACAGCUUUUUAUUCGCCAUGCCAUGUUUUCGUGGUCUUAAAACAUACUUGUGUCAUGGAAAGUCAUGCCAGUUUACUUUAUUGGAGGUUAAUUUCUCGUUGACGCUGGGGAGAUCUGCUUACUGUCUUCUGACAGUUGGGGCUACAUUUAGUAACAUUGAAAUGACAGAUAACCUGUAAGCCGUGAUGAGGACUGAAGUCUGCUUUAUGACUUGACUAAAUGUGUUCUUUGCUGUGGAGAACAUUGCCGUAAAGAGAUUGUGCUGGCAACCCACAAGUCUAUGCAGGGCAUGGACCCUGUAGUUUUGAGGAAUAUUUGUCAAAAUCAGAAGUAAAUACAUUUUCUUCAAAAUGGUGUGUGUGUGUGUCAAAGAAAGUAAGAAAUUGUUUGAAUAAACAAAGUAAAAGUGCUGUCUAAAAGUCCUGUUUAAUAACAGCAAUAAAAGAUUAUGCAACUAGGUAGGACUGUUAUGAGAUAAAGAGAUUAACCCAAACGAUUGUCAAGAAUGAGUUAAAGGGUCACUCUCUAUGUAUUGUGUAGGUUGUGGUGUAAAGAGGCUCCAUGUCAUGGUGACCCUGUACUUUAAGGCUUAUAAAUGCAGCAAUUUGCAAAAAUCACUUAGUAUUAUUAGACUGUCCUCACAUUUUUGUAAAUAUUUUAUUAUAUCUUUUCAUGUGACACUACUUUACAUUGUAGCAGAGUGUAAUUUCUUCAGUGCUAAGUGUACAGCCUGUAUAACAGUGUAAAUUUGCUGUCCCCUCAAAAUAACAACACACAGCCAUUAAUGUCUAAACCAUUGGCAACAAAGGUGAGUACACGCCUAAGUGGAAAUAUCCAAAUUGGAUCAAAUUAGCCAUUUUCCUUCCCUGGUGUCAUGUGACUCGUUAGUGUUCCAAGGUCUCAGGUGUGAAUGGGGAGCAGGUGUGUUAAAUUUGGUGUUAUCGCUCUCUCACUCUCUUAUACUGGUCACUGGAAGUUCAACAUGGCACCUCGUGGCAAAGAACUCUCUGAGGAUCUAAAAAAAAUAAUUGUUGCUCUCCAUAAAGAUGGCAUAGGCCAGGGGUAGGCAACCUUUUAGCAGCACUGUGCCGAUAUAGGAUUGUGAUUUCCCGUAGCGUGCCUGUCCUAUUUUUUUAAAUUGAGGUGUGAAUGCUGCCAUAUUCUGCUUGUGUUUUUUUUAUACUGCAGUUGCUUUGUAUCGUUGUAUUUGUGCUAUAUGAGCUAUUAUAUUGUAUAUGUUCAGGAGUACUUUUUUGGUAUCAUGUAUGAUACAUAUGAAUGUGGACUGUGUAUGGGGGCUGCUUGUGGAAUUGUGUGUGUGUGUGUGGAUGAAUAUGUCACAUUUUGUGUUUGGUAGUGUGUGUGUAUGUGUGGGGGCUGUUUGGGGUAUUGCAUGUGGGGUUGUGUGCAUGUAUGUGGAUUGUUAGCGGGUUACGUUUGUUUGUGGGCUAUUUGUAUUAUUUGUAUGAGGGGAGGGUUAUUGUGCAUUUCAGUGUAUAUUUAGCAGUGUGUGUGGCUUCCCUGGGUUCCAGUGGGGACCAGGCUGGCCAGGUACAGGUCAAGGACAGGAGCUGCAACAGCAACUGCAGGCUGCUCUACUACAGUGUGGAUUCCCAUUCACAAGUGCUGGGAGGAAGUGAUCUGAGAUCACUUACUCUAUGUGCUGCAAUGCAUAAAUUGAGGAUUGUCCUUCACCACCUUUUCGUAUUAGCAGAUAUCUGAAGUUUCACUGGGACUCCUGAUAGGCCAGUGCCUGUUUGGCUGUAGCAGCCUUGAGUGCCGUGCAUGGCACUAGUGCCGUAGGUUGCCUACCCCUGGCCUAGGCUAUAAGAAGAUUGCCAAGUCCCUGAAACUGAGUUGCAGCAUGGUGGGAAACACCAUACAGCGGUUUCACAGGACAGGUUCCAAUCAGAACAGGCCUCGCCAUGGUCGACCAAAGAAGUUGAGUGCAUGUGCUCAGCGUCCUAUCCAGAGGUUGUCUUUGGGAAAUAGACGUAUAAGUGCUGCCUGCAUUGCUGCAGAGAGUGAAGGGGUGGGGGAUCAGCUGUUCAGUGCUCAGACGAUACGCCGCACACUACAUCAAAUCGGUCUGCAUGGCUGUCGUCCCAGAAGGAAGCCUCUUCUAAAGAUGAUGCACGGGAAAGCAGACUAAGGUCAUGGAUUAAUGGAACCAUGUCCUGUGGUCCGAUGAGACCAACAUAUAAACUUAUUUGGUUCAGAUUGUGUCAAGCGUAUGUGGCGGCAACCAGAUGAGGAGUACAAAGACAAGUGUAUCUUGCCUACAGUCAAGUAUGGUGGUGGGAGUGUCAUGGUGUGGGCUUGCAUGAGUGCUGCUGGCACUGGGGGAGCUACAGUUCAAUGAGGGAACCAUGAAAGCCAACAUGUACUGUGACAUACUGAAGCAGAGCAUGAUCCCCUCCCUUCGGAGACUGGGCCGCAUGAUAACUACCCCCAACACACCUCCAAGACGACCACUGCCUUGCUAAAGAAGCUGAAGGUAAAGGUGAUGGACUGGCCAAGCAUGUCUCCAGACCUAAUCCCUAUUGAGCAUCUGUGGGGCAUCCUCAAACGGAAGGUGGGGGAGCACAAGGUCGCUAACAUCCACCAGGUCCGUUAUGUCAUCUUGGAGGAGUGGAAGAGGACUCCAGUGGCAACCUGUGUAGCUCUGGUGAACUCCAUGCCCAUGACGGUAAAGACAGUGCGGGAAAAUGAUGGUGGCCACACAAAAUUUUGACAUUUCCACUUAGGGGUGUACUCACUUUCCUUGCCAACGCUUUAGACAAUAGUUGUGUGUUGUUAUUUUGAAGGGAAAGCAAAUUAACACUGUUAUACAAGCUGUACAUUUGCUACUCUACAUUGUAGCAGAGUGCCAUGUCUUCAGUGCUGUCGCAUGGAAAGAUAUCAUGAAAUAUUUCCAAAAAUGUGAGGGGUGUACUCACUUUUGUGACAUAUUGCAUAUCUUCAAAAGUCAGCAAUGCAGCAUAAAAUGCUGGGGUGAGAGGUUUAGUGUAUCAAUAUGUAUGUAGUGAGGGCUUUAAACCCCCUCCCCCAUCUCACCUGUCCAAUCCUGCAAAAAGUUUUUUUGCUUAAAUAUCAUCAAAUGCAGCUCAUGGAAAAUCAUUGCAUUUGAUGAUUUCCUAGGAGAAGCAUUUGAUUGGAUGUUCGCAUGGCGGUUGCUGUGCAUGACUAUCAUGUCUCACUCCUGGCAUCUACUAUUUAACCAGGUAAAUGUUGUCAACAGGUGAGAAGUUCCUACGUUUUCAAAUCUUCAACAUAAAGCACAAAAUCAUAUGACAUUUUAAGUUAUGUUGUCUAGCGUCCCCUCCACACUUACCUUUAAAUAUAAGAUGUGCCUUCAAGCACUGAUCUUCGGCUCUCCUUUUUUGUUCUGGUUACUGUGGAAGUAUAAACGCAAUCAAUGAGUGGGGAGGGGCAACUUUUCACUGGCUGCCCGUUGCAAAAAAAAAGUCUAGAAAUGCACAUAUAUUUUCUUAUAAUGAGAGGCCAGUGAUUGGCUGAAAGUGUCCACUGACGCACUCAGCCCAUCACUGCCGCCAUCUCGCUGUUUGCGCUAAUGCUUCUGCAUUAACUUGAGCAGAAGAGGCGCAUUUGAGGACACAGUUUUAUGUUGAACAGUUUAUUUUGAUAUAUUUUUACUUCAUUAACAAAACCGGAUAAUUUCCUGGCCUGGAGUUGCCAGAUUAGAAUUCUAUAAAAAAAAAAAAAAAAUCAGAAUGUUGUCUAUUCUUAAUUGGACACUCCACUGCCCAAAUAUAAAAUAAAAAAAAUCAGUGUUUAGUAUAUACCCCAAAUAAAAACUUGCAUGUAUUUAAUUGUUGUUUUUUUUUUCCAUUGCAAGUAUGUCUAAAAUCGGCUUGCAAAACCUGCAGAUCUCUUGUCUGCAGUCUUUAAAAGCCCUCCCUUUCUAACCCCGCCCAUACUUUCUGUGGCUGUCCAAUCACAGUCUUCCCAAUGCAGCUCAAUGAGAAGUAUUUGCAAGACCGGCCCUUAAUGAUAUUCAUUACUUUCCUAUUACUGUGUGCGGAAUAAUUCAUCUACAUAUUUUUGGGACAAUAAAGGUGAAAUAUUAAGAGCAAAUCUGUCACAAAGUGGAACAAUCAGCUGCAAAACUUACGAUUUCUGUUUGUUAGAACCGUUCCACACUUUGAGAAAAACUGCUCUUUAACCCUCUGUGUACUUGCUUGAAUAAAAAUAUUAAAAACCAAGAGAACAUGCAGUUUGUGGGUUUAUUUUGGACACAAGCUCUUUAAUUCUUGAAAAAGCUUAUAAUACACGUGGGACCACCAUGGAUGGAAAUAUGAGAGUAGAAUAUUUUGUAACUUAUAUUAAUGGUUUCUAUAUUAAUGUAUCCACUGGAUAGGUACCAGAACAAAAUGUAUGAAUAAAACAAAUUAAAUAAAGAAAACGAGUAUGUAUUCUUCCUUUCCUCCACACCACAGAAUUGUUGGAAGGGUCUUGAGCUCUCAAAUACUGGGUAAUGAGAAGCUUGCUUCUCCAACCUGUCUUAAGAAAACCACCUAGUGCAUGCACACUUCACCUGCUUUUAUCUGAGUAAGUUGCCC